Messenger RNA from Seriola dumerili (greater amberjack), 1348 nucleotides. RefSeq names its product RING finger protein 151-like (gene rnf41l). Gene Ontology annotation, molecular function: zinc ion binding. Bases 244 to 1278 code for a protein of 344 amino acids. The record is from RefSeq and is a predicted model, not a curated record. The transcript is spliced from 6 exons. Lineage: Eukaryota; Metazoa; Chordata; Actinopteri; Carangiformes; Carangidae.
UGAAACCUUGUUGUCAGGGAUACCUCUCCAUGGAGACACAGUCCCAAAUGCAAGGGAGGGCUUUAACAGAGAGGAGACCCUCACCCUGAUGGAGCAGCAAGUCAAGCGAGAGGAUGAAGAGGGAAAAGCUGUAGUAGUAGAGCGUUAAGAGGGAAGGUCACCUGUGGAGGAACCAGUGGAGUGGAAAUCAACAGAAGGAAAGAAGACAGAAGAGUUGGAUGAAGUGAAAGUUACCUUGCCAGGAUGGGCUAUGAUCUUGAGAGGUUUGUGGGCUAUGUGAACGAGGAUCUGCUGUGCUGUGUGUGUCGAGACGUGUUGGAACGCCCUCUUCAGGCUCCCUGUGAACAUGCCUACUGCAGCGCAUGCAUCAGUAACUGGCUGGUCCAUCACCACUCCUGUCCAGAGGACAGACUGCCGCUGGAUGUGGGCAGUCUCAAACCACUGUACAGGUACAUGCGCAAUGACCUGAACCGUCUGCAGAUCCGUUGUGUGAAUGCAGGACAGGGAUGUGAGGUGGUCUGCACCCUGGAGAGCUUGCACACACAUGAGGAUGAGUGUGAGUUUGCCUUCAUAUCCUGCUCCAACACAGGUUGUCCUGUGCAGGUAGAGAGGCGGGGUUUGGAGGCUCACCUGUCAGAAUGUAACUUCCGCAGCAGGGAGUGUCCCAACGGCUGUGGCCAUACACUUCUCUCCACUGAUCAAUCACAACAUAACUGUGUAGCAGAGCUGCGCACCGAAGUGGAGAUGCUCAGGGCCGAGAUGCUGUGUAAGGUGGAGGAGGUGAGGCGAGAGAUGGAGUCUCGGCUGGACUCACAGAGGAGACAUAUGGUGCAGAAAGAAUCGCAGCUGAAGAAUGAGGUGGAGGAGCUCAAGGGUCAGUUGUCCCGUGUGAUGUGUGACAUGCGAGCCCUGUUAGGAGCAGAGCGUCUGAGGAGACAGGAACUGGCAGAAGCAGAGCUGGAGAAAAGGGAACUGUUGGAGCUCCUCAAAGACCUGCAGCCCACCAGGAGUCAGCAUCCUGUCGAACAGGCGGCAAAAGACCAGCAUCAGGGAGCGCAGCAGACACCCGGUUGGGAGCUCCACACAAAGCCGACAAGACACCAGCAGAGGGAGGCAUCCUUACACGCCUCGAGUCUAUCUCUACAUUCAGCUCAGGCUAUAACUGUAUCAGGUCCACCGCCAUCACCGCAGCUGGGUGAGGGAGCACGCAAGGGUGGUACCCGGAGUCUGACUCUGGACUGCAUCAAGAGGAAGAGCCGGGAGGUGACGGUCAUCUGAGUGGACAGGACUGAUGGGAUUUUAGCCAGAUGAGGAAAGCUUAAAUCUUUAUUUUUUUAAUGUCCGGCAA